Messenger RNA from Zygosaccharomyces rouxii, 2949 nucleotides. It is a transcript of the gene SEA4, whose product is annotated as Sea4p. Gene Ontology annotation, cellular component: cytoplasm. The record is from RefSeq and is a predicted model, not a curated record. The transcript has a single exon. Gene Ontology annotation, molecular function: protein binding. Gene Ontology annotation, biological process: positive regulation of TORC1 signaling. NCBI's taxonomy places the organism in Eukaryota, Fungi, Ascomycota, Saccharomycetes, Saccharomycetales, Saccharomycetaceae. The coding region runs from base 1 to 2949 and encodes 982 amino acids.
AUGGGGUUAAUCAAGAAGGUCACUACUUGGAGUUAUGACGAAUUGAUCGAUUAUGUUUCUGUGAACCCAACAAGGGACGAAGUUACCCAUUAUAAAGUAGAUCCGCAAAAUGAAGCUGACGAUUCUAUCAUGAAAAUGCAUACAGUUAAAGAUUUUGGUAGUAUUACAUGCUUAGAUUUCUCUGAUUUUGAAGUUGGGCUAGUUGCAGUGGGUGAAAAAGGAGGGUACGUGAGAUUAUUUAAUAUUAUGAUGGCUGAUAACCCUGAAUACGAAUCGAUUGAUAUGAGAGCUAGAGCUAAACAGCAACGUUGUGUUAAUACACUUGGGGUUAACAGCAAUGGGUUAGUUGCAAUGGGUCUUGAUAGAAAUAGAAAUGAUCCGUCCUUACAAAUUUGGGAUAUCAAUUAUCAAAAUACCAGCUCUAGUAUCGUUAAUCCCACUUUCUCCUACUGCCCCAAUGAAAACAUCGUAUCAUCUAAGUUUUUGAAUGAAACUGGAAUAAUUGUAUCGAGUACGAAAUUUCUAAAGGAAAUUGAUAUCAGAGCUCCACAACCCAUAUAUCAACAUCCUACGAGACUUUCUUACGAUAUUAAAUUGAAUCCAUUUAAUGAAUAUCAAUUCAGCACUUAUGGCGAUGAUGGCACUUUAGCAAUUUGGGAUAAGAGAAAAAUUGCUGGUUCAGCGGCAUCUACAGAGUUGAAAGUGGCAGAACCAUUGUUGGUAUUUGAAAAAUUGGUAGGUAUUGGUGCUGCUUCUAAGAAAUAUAUGAAUUCGUGUUUCCGUUGGUCUACCGUUCGUAACAGAGAGUUUGCUACCCUUCACCGAGGUGACAUGAUUAAAAGAUGGUGGUUAGACUCAUGUGGAUCCAAAGAGGAAGAUGGUGAUGAUGUGGAAGGGCUAUUUGUAUCGAGAGUUCGUGAUAUUAACACUACUUUUGAUAGAGUGCUUACUUUUGAUUAUAUUCCUCAACAUAACUAUCAAACGAGUUUGCUUUGUAUGAGACAAUCAGGUACCGUUUAUCGAAUGCCUGUAACUCAGAGCUACACAAAGACUUCCUUCAACAAUUAUAAUUCAUUGAUGCUCUCUAAUUGCGAAGUACCAGAUAUGGAUGAAAUUCGAAUUACAAGUGGGAACCAAAAGUCAAAUGUAGAAAACGUUAAUAAAUCAAUGAGGAGAUUAUCUUUUGAAGACUUGGAUCUAGAAAAUGAUUAUUUACCGAAUACAGAGGAAAGUGAUGAAGAUCGCGGAUCUUUAGAAGUUACAGACGAUGAGGAGAAUAGUUAUUUAGGCAUGAAUAAUUAUUCCAUUCUUUGGAAACCUGAAAAUUUACUAGAAAAGGACAUUAGUGUGAUAAUUAAAGCCAGAGCCAUGUUAGGUUAUGGAUUGGAUCCUAUGGCAACUGUACAAAUGAUUGAUGGAUCUAAGACACUCCAAAACAAUACGUAUAUUAGAAAUACUUGGAGAUGGAUCGCCAUUGCCAAAGCAGCUGUAGAUGAUGGAACCAUGGUUUCAGGAGAUCUAGAUCUCGGUUACGAAGGUAUCAUUGGGAUUUGGGACGGAUUAAGAGGUAUUUCAAAUCAAAAUCGAUUAAGGGAAGGUAGAAUACUGAAUGACAAGCACUUGGAAAAAGAGAUUGAAAAAAUCAUUAAACUGCGUAGGAAGCACAAACAGGGCUUAGGUACGAAAAGUGGUUUUUCUAGAUUUGCAGAUUCACCUAAAUUGACCCAAAGAAAACUAUGUCUCGUUAUAUCAGGAUGGGAUUUAUCUGCCUCCGAUUUUGAAGAAAAAUAUCAAAAUAUUAUCAAGACAGGAAACUAUGAGAAAGCAGCAGCUUGGGCGGUUUUCUUUGGAGACAUUCCCAAAGCAGUAGAAAUUUUAAGUUCUGCCAAGAAGGAAAAAUUAAAUCUAAUUGCAACUGCUGUAGCUGGUUACAUGGCCUACAAGGAUCAACCUGGUAAUAAUUCUUGGAGGCAACAGUGUAGGAAAAUGUCAGCAGAAUUGGAAGACCCUUAUCUAAGAGUGAUAUUUGCCUUCAUAGCGGAUGACGACUGGUGGGACAUUCUUUACGAACCUGCCAUAUCAUUAAGAGAAAGACUUGGUGUAGCAUUAAGAUUCUUAAAUGAUAUCGAUUUGAGCAGAUUUUUGGAACGUACCUCUUCUGCCGUGAUAAAAAGCGGUGAAUUGGAAGGUCUGAUUUUAACUGGUAUUACACCAAGUGGUAUCGAUCUUUUACAAUCUUAUGUGGACAAAACAAGUGACGUCCAAACGGCAGCUCUCAUAUCACUAUUUGGCUGCCCACGUUAUUUCAAGGACAAAAGGGUUGACGAAUGGGUGCAAACCUAUAGAUCAAUGCUUAACUCAUGGGGGUUAUUUGCCAUGAGAUCCAAGUUUGACUGUUUGAGAACAAAGCUAUCAGAGACGAGCAAUGGUGAGAUUAGGGCUGAAGUGAAACCAAGACAAAUGUACGUUCAAUGUAUGAACUGUAAAGAGAAUAUUAGCAAAACGAAUUCAUCUUUGUACAAUAACAACAAGUUUACGGGAGGAAGUAAUGGAUCCCUCCACAUGACCAAAAAAUACGGAAUGACAAAUACACCUUCACCAUUAGAGAGACAAAAUCGGAAGCAUUCCUGUCCCCACUGUGGUACACCUUUCCCACGAUGUGUAAUCUGCCUGUUGUCACUAGGCACUUCAAAUCUACCGUUUGUAAUAAACGGGGCUGAUCAACAACCACAAGAUCAAGUUCAAGAACCAGAUAAUGAGCAUGAUGAAGAUGAAGGACAAAUCGACCGAGGGAAUGAAAAUUACCAGGGGAAGAAAUUAAGGUUAAAUGAAUGGUUCAGUUUCUGUCUAAGCUGUAACCACGGAAUGCAUGCCGGCCAUGCUGAAGAGUGGUUCGAAAAGCAUAACGUGUGUCCAGCACCAGGAUGUUCCUGUCAGUGCAGUAAAUGA